Messenger RNA from Spodoptera frugiperda (fall armyworm), 9620 nucleotides. RefSeq names its product protein mini spindles (gene msps). NCBI's taxonomy places the organism in Eukaryota, Metazoa, Arthropoda, Insecta, Lepidoptera, Noctuidae. The transcript has 37 exons. Bases 224 to 6301 code for a protein of 2025 amino acids. Gene Ontology annotation, biological process: mitotic spindle organization; microtubule polymerization; centrosome duplication. Gene Ontology annotation, molecular function: microtubule plus-end binding; microtubule plus end polymerase activity. Gene Ontology annotation, cellular component: microtubule plus-end; spindle pole; kinetochore. The record is from RefSeq and is a predicted model, not a curated record.
AACAUUAAUCUUCCGUCCAUUUUCAUUUCGCAAACUUAAAAAAACGACGACGAAAAAGAAAAAGGCAUUUCUUUUUGUCGUUUAAAAUAUUGCUUGUUGCUGGAUAAUGUGAGCUAACUAUCAUUUAUGUUGUUUAGUUUUAAUAAACAUAGUUUAAUCAAGAGGAACUGUUGAAAAUACCUUGGUAACGUUUUGAAAUCAAAAUUUGACUUGACAUCACAAAAUGGAGGAUGAAAAUGAAUAUAAGAAAUUGCCGACAGACGAGAAAUGUGUUCACAAGUUAUGGAAGGCCAGGGUUGCAGGUUAUGAAGAGGCCAUCAAACUGUUCAACCAGAUUGAUGAUGAGAAGUCUCCGGAAUGGAAUAAAUACUUAGGACUGAUCAAGAAGUUUGUUACCGACAGCAAUGCCGUGGCUCAGGAGAAAGGUUUGGAAGCUGCCCUGGUGUUCGUGGAGAACUGCGGGCAUGCCGGCAAAACGACCGGCGAGGUGAUGUCUGGCAUCGUCGCCAAGUGCAUCGCAGCGCCCAAGACUAAAACUAAGGACCUUGCACUACAGAUAACCCUAAUGUACGUAGAAAUAGAAAAACAUGAAAUAGUGGAAGAAGAAUUGAUCAAAGGUAUGGAGCAGAAGAAUCCCAAAGUGGUGGCAGCUUGCGUGUCAGCUUUGCACACGGCAUUGAAACAGUUUGGCAACAAAGUGAUAGCUAUCAAACCUAUGGUGAAGAAGAUCCCUAUAUUAUUGUCAGACAGAGACAAAGGGGUGAGAGAUGAAAUGAAGGCUCUCGUUAUUGAAAUGCACAGAUGGAUAGGAGCCGCCAUAGAGCCUCACAUAGCGUCCUUACAAGCAGUGAUACAGCAAGAACUCAGGGAAUCGUUCAGCAGUGGCGGUGGAGGCGCUCAGCCCACGCGGUACCUACGGUCGCAGCAGAACAGGGUGCGAGAUGCUCCUACUGCUGACUGUGCUGAUGGCACGACAGAAGACGACGACGCCGAGACCGGCGGCGGAGACUCAGGGGACAUGGACCCUUACGAUUUACUGGACCCAGUGGAGAUCCUGUCCAAACUGCCGAAGGACUUCUACGACAAAUUAGAAGCUAAGAAGUGGCAGGAGAGGAAGGAAGCCCUGGACUCUCUGGAGAACCUCCUCAAGACCGCUCCUAGACUGGAACCUGGAGACUAUGCUGACUUAGUUAGAGCUUUGAAAAAGGUGAUAUCAAAGGACACAAACGUAAUGCUGGUCGCGUUAGGCGGUCGUCUGCUCGGCAUGGUGGCGACAGGUCUUCGCAACAAGUUCUCGCCGUACGCCUGCGCGUGUGUGCAAGCUAUACUCGAGAAGUUUAAGGAGAAGAAAACUAAUGUCGUCACUGCACUCAGAGAGGCCAUCGAUGCUAUAUAUCCUUGUACAAAUCUCGAAGCCAUUAUGGAAGACAUGUUAGCAGCCUUCGACAACAAGAACCCAUCCAUUAAGGCGGAAAGUUCCCUGUUCUUAGCCAGGGCUCUGUGCCAUACACAGCCCGCUGCCUUCAACAAGAAACUCAUCAAGGCAUACGUUGCUGGCUUAUUGAAAUUACUGGAAAGUGCUGAUCCUUCAGUACGAGACGCAGCAGCCGAAGCAUUGGGUACAGCCACAAAACUAGUAGGAGAGAAGAACAUCGCACCGCACAUUGGCAAACUGGAACCCUUGAAGGAGCAGAAGAUCAAGGAGUUUGCGGACAAGGUAGUUGUAACCGUGGCUGUGAUACAAGUGAAAGUGGCGGCUCCGAAGAAGGAAGCAAAGGCUAAGCCGAACCCAUCGCCGUCUGCUAGGGGUGAUUCUAAACCCGCGGCCGGUUCUGCGCAACCCAAGCCUGUUAAACGACCUAACUCUGCUAAAGCCCCUGCGAAGAAGGCCCCAGCGUCCCGCGGCCAACCGAGCCCGCCGCGUGAACAGGAGUUGUCGCAGGAGGAAGUCGACGCUAAGGCAGAGAUGCUGUUCCCGGCUGAUGUACUCUCAGGUCUCGGCGACAGCAACUGGAAGACCCGUCUAUCAGCCGUCCAGAGCCUCCACAGUACAGUGCAAGGUCUGACCUCAAGCGACGCGACCUCACAAGUACUGUAUCGCACGCUGAACAGGAAGCCCGGCCUGAAAGACACCAACGUUCAGGUUCUGAAAGCUAGGCUCGAAGCUUGCAAGUACAUUACUGAGAACUUCCCUGUGUCCACGACAGCAGCGGACUUCGUUAUUCAAGACGUAGUAACGAAACUAGGUGAAGCAUCUUGUGCAUCAAUCUGUGCGGACUGCCUGACCUCGUUAGCUGAAGCGUGUGGCAUAGAACAUGUGCUCAAUGAAGGACUCACUUAUGCCAUGGACUCACAGAAGAACCCUAAAGUACAAUCGGAAAUGUUCAACUGGAUGGCCAAUGCUAUAAAGGAGUUUGGGUUCAACAUGAACAUCAAAGCAAUAAUCGCACACAGCAAGAAGGCUUUAUCAGCCACAAACCCCAAUGUCCGUACAUCGACAGUGAACUUCCUUGGCAUCCUGUCUCUAUAUGUGGGUCCGUCCCUGAUCAACCACUUCGACAGCGAGAAGCCAGCCACUAAACAACUGAUCAGCUUGGAGUUAGACAAACAUGCCAAUAGCACGCCACCUACGCCUACAAGGCAGAUGGGAACUGUUAGUAAGUCUGCAAGUAAAGCGUCAGUGGACGACAUAGAGGAAGCGUUUGAGGACGCGACGGAGGACGAGCCCGUCGUAGUGGACGACAACAGGCCGCGCACCGACAUCGCGCCACUCAUCACUGAGGCACUCAUUGCUGAGAUCAACGACAAGAACUGGAAGGUCCGUAACGAAGCUUUGGAUAAAGUGAAAGCAAUAAUAACAAACUCGUCGCCUAUCAAACCAUCUUUGGGCGAGUUGCCGGCGGCAUUGUCAGCGCGUCUACUAGACUCCAACUCCAAACUGGCGCAGAGUGCUCUGCAGAUCUGUGAGGCAUUAGCCUCUGCCAUGGGAGUCAAGUGUAAAUCACAUGUCAGGACUUUCUUCCCUGCGUUCUUCCAAGCGUUCGGCGACAGCAAGCAGUGGAUCCGCGCGGCGGCGGUGUCGUGCGUGGAGACGUGGUGCCGCGAGGCGGGCGCGCACUGCCCGCUCGACGGGGAGAUGCUCCUAGACGCACUCAAAUCCGGCAGCCCACUGCUCCGGGCUACGCUGCUGCAGUGGCUGGCUGAGCAUCUGCCUAAUGUACCCCCGAAGUCGUUCCCCCGCGAGGAGCUGACGGUAUGCGUGCCGAUCCUGUACGCGUGCCUGGAGGACCGCGCGGCCGACGUGCGCAAGGUCACGGCCGACUGCGUGCUGCCCUUCAUGCUGCAUCUGGGGUACGAGGCCAUGCACAAACAACUCGACAAGCUGAAGCCUGGCUCCAAAACAGUAGUACAGGCAGCAUUAGACAAGGCUCGUCCAAGCUUGCCAGUACAGCCGCUACCGCCAUCUAAGGGCAAGAAGGAGGAACCACGCGGCGUCAAGUCCGCUGGUGCACUCAAGAAGGAGGCUGAGAAGAAGGGCACUGCUGUUAAGGGCAAGGGACCAGCAAAAUCCGCUUCAGCGUCAAGCCGCGGCAAGAAAGAUGACGAGGAUUGCUCCCCCCUCCUACCGAACAACAACGCCAAGAACCAACGUAUCAUUGACGAUCAAAAACUCAAAGUAUUGAAAUGGAACUUCACAACUCCCCGCGAGGAGUUCUUCGAACUUCUAAAGGAGCAGAUGGCGACCGCUGGAUUGAACAAACAACUGGUUGCUAAUAUGUUCCAUAAUGACUUCAGAUACCACUUAAAAGCAAUAGAAGCUUUAUCAGAAGACUUACACGAGAAUGGCCAAGCUUUAAUGGCCAAUUUGGACCUGGUCCUCAAAUGGUUGACCCUCAGGUUCUUCGACACAAACCCGUCAGUCAUCCUCAAGGGCUUGGAGUACCUUUCCAUCGUGUUCACGUAUCUAAUGGAUAGUGACUACACCAUGCCGGAGUAUGAGGCCAACUGUUUCAUACCUUAUCUGGUUUUGAAGGUCGGUGACCCCAAGGACACGGUGCGCAACGGCGUCAAGUCUCUGUUCAAGCAGAUUUGUGUGGUGUAUUCUGUUACCAAGUUGUUUGGGUAUUUGAUGGAAGGACUCAAGUCUAAGAACGCGAGGCAAAGAGCUGAAUGUCUAGAGUGCAUUGGUCACUUACUAGAAACAUACGGUUCGACGGUGAUGGGCAGCGGUGGUAGCGGGGCCCUGAAAGAACUGGCGCGACACAUCGGAGACAGGGACAACGCCGUCAGGUCCGCCGCACUCAACUGUGUCGCUUCUGCUUACUUCUUGGAGGGAGAAAAGGUGUACAAGAUGAUUGGACAGAUAUCGGACAAAGAUCUAUCCUUACUGGAAGAGCGUAUAAAGCGAGCGGGUAAAUCUCGCAGCGCGGAGUCGAGGCGGUCUAUGCUCGUACCACUCACGGCGUCUGGCAAACCUGUGCAGAUACAACAAGAGGAACCAGAACCUAGACGUGUGAUAUCAGUGGACUCCACUCCAGCGGAGUAUGAGGAGGAGGAAGAGGAACAACCUCCCGCGCCUGCACCAUUGCCUGUCGCUCCACCAGAACCGAAAGUGAUCACCGGUCCGUUCGGUCUCGACCCGGAAUUGAUCGCGCAGCUAGACGCAGCAGUGCCAGUACUAAGACAGCCAGAUGUAGCUGAAAUAGACCUCAAGUUCCUCGACGAGCCUAUACCUACAGGCGGUGUUAGACCACAGAUGACACAUACACAACCACCUAUUCGGUCCAGCAUGGUCCCGCUGUCCCCCCCGCGGCACCCCGGGCCGCACCCCCUGGUGACCCCGCAGCCACACUCGCUCACGUCGCACGUCGACGACUCGCAGCUCGCCGAUACUAUACACUCCAUUGCCAGCCCCGACUUGAAUGCGGCGAUCCGCGCCCUGUCCCUAAUAUCGGGCGCGUUAGUAUCGGGGCGCGGCGGCGCGCUGGCCCCGCACGAGGCGCGCCUGGUCACGGCCAUCGCGGCGCAGGUCCGACGGCUGCGGACCGCCGCGCCGCAGGACGCACUGCCCGCCUACAAGUACCUCGCCAGUGCACUCACCACGUUCUACGAGACGGCAGGUUGCGGGGCGCACGUGGGCGAGGCGGCGCUGUGCUCGCUGGUGGGGGAGCUGCUGCGGGUGCUGGGCGCGGGCGCCGGCGCCGCGCCCGGGCAGGACGCCGAGCGACUCGUGCGCAUACUCAACAACGUCUGCGUCAGGGUGCUGGAACACUCGCCCAGGACGCCGCUCUUGUGUGCAAUAGUGUCUCUCCUCCACGAAUCUAUCGGCGUGUCUGACCCAGCGUACCCUCGCUACCAAGACCUGCUCCUCAAGUGCUUCUGGAAGACCCUGAAGAUGAUCUCCACAUGGGACGUGAACUCCAUCGACUAUGAUGCAGUGUUGUAUAGAAUACACCUGUUCUAUAAGGCCUACCCUAAUAGCUAUUGGAAGAAGAAUCCGGAUAUCAGUGAUACACCAUACAGGACAGUGAAAACCCUGGUGCACACUCUAGUCAAAAUGAAGGGAAGCUCCAUCACGAACCACCUCACACAGAUACCAGACGUCAACGAAUCUGACCUCUAUCCAUACCUACUCAAAGUGCUCAAGCAAUUGAAACUCGACGAGAAGAAAGAGAACACGCCAGAUGCCCUGAACGGUGGCUCAGUACUUGCAUCGGUACCUCCAAACAACGCGGCGCUGGCGGCCGGCAGACUGCCGCGGGCCGUGCACGAGGAACUGGCGCUCAUACUCAAGAGGAUCGGCACCAAGGAGCAUAACAAGGACGCCUUGUCACAGCUGUAUGACUUGCGGGAGCGUCACCCAGAAGUAGACAUCUGGACGUUCAUGCAAGGCUCGUCGUUCUACUUCCGCAACUACGUGGAGCGGGGGCUGCGCGAGGUGGCCGAGCAGAGGAAGCUCGCCUCCAUGCCCAUAUACAAACACGACUACAAGUCUGAUAAUAUUGACAUAAGUAAUGAAAACGACGAAAAAUCACAUGUGAUAUUCUUAGAGAGACUUCGAGCUUUGCAGGCCAAAGCGGGUUUAAAGACAGAGUCAUCACCAUCGUCACAGCCUCGCACGCCGAUAGGCGACAACCGAACACUAGUCGACUCCAUCAACGAGAACACAUUGCCACGAACACACAGCAUCGAUCCACAGCUUGAUCUACACACAACACAGACGCUAUCACAACGCAACGAAGCCGAAGUAGACGCCUUACGCCUGAAGCUGCAACAAAUCAAGAGCUCUUCCAAGAGAUAAGGCCACACUCGCACCACACACGGACUUGUUAGCUCUCUCAUAAACGUCAUCGACUUACUAGCACCUAUAACGCAACACUAGUAGAGUGAAAACGAAACAAAUAGUCGAUUUCUAUCAACUAUUCGACUAAUAACACACUCUCAUAUACUUCAAAAGCUUCUUCAUCUUGCCUAAAAUAACUCGAACGUUUUAAAUCUCAUUUCUUUAGUUUCAUCUCAUGUAAUGUUAGAAUAGGCCUAUGCGUGUUCCGAGGUAGCGUCCAUUGAUCCCUUACUGAGUGAACAUGACAAUAUAGUUUCAGUAUCGCCUUGCACAGGGUAUAACGCUUCAUGUAUUGUGAACUUGUGUCUCGGUAAGGGUCAAAUUGUUGUUUGGUUAGGAUAUAAAUUGACUAUCUUGAACAUUGUUAUGUGGUCAAUGUUUUCAGUCAUACUUUGACUGCCAACAAAAAUCUGUUAGUCGCUUUUGCCCCCAUGGCGUUUAAUGUGUUAAUAGUAAUAGUUUGCUAAUUUGCUAAAUUAAUUUGUUGAUUGCAUUUUAAUUGAUUGUGGAAUUAGCAAGAAUUUAGGAAAUUAGCUAACUGUUAUUAUGGCGAGGUAAUUAAUAAUCGAUUUGUAUGAAAUUGUUUCAAGUAUGUGAUUGUUGAAUACAAUGUUAAGUCACCAAUAAAUAAACAAAUGGAAAAACUAACAAUACUACUAACAGUUUGAAAAUUUAACUCAAGUAACUCAUUUUCUCUGAACCAUAGAAGUUUCAUUUGUUGGUCAGAAAAGAUUAUCAAACUUGGAUAAUCUUGCUGAUACAACAUUCUUAAUAUUUGAUGUUAAAUUAAGUGUGUAACAGGUAUGAAAAUGAAUUAAAUUAUGUGCAGUUGAUAAAGCGAACUGAAACAAAAUACCCAAAGAUAAAUUGAGAAAAGACAUGACGGAAUUCUCUGCACCACCUUUAUGUGGUGCCCACUUACUACCGAGCCAAAUGUAGGCGCAUUGAUUAUUAAUAUAAUAAUAAUAAUGUUCACAGAUAUUAUAAAUCAUCUCACAGUGUGGUUCAUCACAUGAUUGCACUUAUCAUUGCACUUUCACGGAGUAGUAAACAAAUGCGAGUGCUUAGAAACAAAACCAUAAAAACCUUAGCUUCCUCGUCCCAGACCAAUUUUAAAGAGUUUAUUCUACAGGAUACGGACAUUCUUUGAUACAAGAAGAUUUUUAAAUCAGUUUUAUUUUCCAUAAUAUUUUUACCGUUAUUUGAAUUAAUCAUGAAUGUAAACAUAUUUAUAAUAUUGUCAAGAAAGUACAGUACCAGUUAGUACGAGUUUGCAAAACGAGAGCGCGUUCGGCGCUCUGAUUGGUAGGUUCAUUUGAGCUGGCCAAUCAGAAAGCCGAACGAAACUCGUACUAAGCCCUCUGACUACUUUAGAAGAGCUUUGAUUAGUUAUCCUGUAUUGUAUACGUAACAAGUUAGUUGACAUAACUACGUAAUAUCUAAAUAUGGAUAUCUUCGUUAAAGUAGCGCGACAUUUCGCUCGCUUGUUACACGUUCAUUUGUUAAUCUGUGUCGCAGUUUUUGAUCACAAUCAUGUAUUUUGUACUUUAAGCAGUUGUGCCCCAUACACGUUCCAUUUCUAGGAUUAAGAGGCAUAUACAUUACUGCUAUUAUUUUAUUUUACUAUAAAAUAUGUUUCUUUCCCUGAAGUACAUAGAUUGCUUCAAUAUAAAGGAAGUUUUUCUGUUUUAUUUAAUGUUUAAUACAAUUGUUUAGAACAAAAUUUUAUAGAAUCGUAUGGUACUAAAAUCUGUGGUGUAGUAACUUAAAUUCUCAUUGUAUAAACAAAAUUACUUGAACGGCAUGUAAUGUUAGUAUUUGUAAUAUGAUAACGAAGUAGCCAUUUAAUAUGUAAUACGUAUACCUUAGCCAAUCCAUACAAUAAUCAAUGUUUAAUUAAUAAUAAUGGGGCUACCGUGUUUCUGGUCACUAUAUGUCGCAAAUGUAGCAACAGGUAUAUUGUCCAAUCACUGCAGCUGUCAAAUAUUAAAUGUCCAAUGGUGUGACACUAGCUAUUUCCCCAUUGGAUGAAAAUCGAGAGGUGGAGUUUAACGCCAUCUAGUGACCAAAAAUAAAGUAGCCCCAUUGAAAUGAUGCUAAAUAGCCAUAGAGAAUACAUUGACUCUAGUUUUGUAUCUAUGAUUGUUCAAUGUAGUUUUCAUUCAAUUUGAAAACUAUUAUUGAUGUAUAUAGGUAUCUUAUUGUAUUACUAUUAACAAGUUGUAUAAGUUAAUUUUGUAUGUAUUUUUUUAUAUUGGAUUUGUGUUGAGUUUUUGUGUUCGUUUGUGUUAGGAGGUUGCUAUGUUUAUGCAAUACUCGUCGAGUGUGAAACUGGUAGCUUGUUGGGAGACAAGAAGGCAAGAAUUUUUGAUAUGGCAUAAUAAAGUAAACAGUCCUUUUAUGAAUGCUUUUUUGCAACCCAACAACUGCCGGAGUCACCUUACAAUUUUUGUUUUUUUAUUAACUCAAUGAUUGAUUGUUUGAAUUAAAGAGUUGUGUUUGGAGUGUUAAGUUACAGAUGCGCGAUCAGUCGUCAUCCAGUAGGUUUGUUAGAAAACUUGUAAGAGCUGAGAUGAGGCCAUAUUUUUAUUAUAUUUAGUACCCAAGUUCAUUCAACCUGAGAUUAUCGAUACAUUCCUCCCAGUAUUGGAUUUUGUAUACCAAAUUCUAUGUCCAUUGUCAUCAAACUAUUUAUACCAUUUCAUUCAUUCACCUAACCUCAUUAUAACUUGGAUACUAGUUAAAAAUACCAGUUUUGAAAGACAAUUUCAAAUUGGAGUUGUCGUUGUUGAAUGUAAAAAUGCCUUCGAAGAGUCAUGAACUCGAAAUUUGUUAUGUGAAAUGACAAGAAAGAUGAUCUAUUCAACGGUUUAAAGUUAUUAAUUUCAUGUUAUUUGACUCUAGUAUGAGUUUAUUAUAGUUUCAUUUAAUAAUUAUAAUGAAAACAAUGUACUCGAUAUGUUUAAAAAAAUAUUCGAAUCGCUUAUAGAUAAGAAACUCACUAUUUUACGAUUCCUAUUCAAUUUACUGUAUGGAAACUAGGACCGUAGAUUUGUUAUUAUUCAAGUUUAGAAUCCAUUUUAUUUGAUACAUGUUGAUUCCAAUUUCUGAUUCGUUAAAUUAGGUUUAAUUUCUAUGAUUGUCUUUAGUAUAAACAUUCGCUUUUUAAACGUGACUUCAUAUUGAUUAUUGUGAGCAUUUAUUUAUUAUAUUAUGUAAAUUAAUGUUUAAAUCAUGAUGUAAUAUUAAUGAUAAUAAAGUGCAUACAACACUGAAA